AUGAAAACUAAGACUAGUCGCGCUGGUGACAAGAAGCUAGAUGACGACACGAUAAGGAGACUGGCCUACGCGAGAAACUAUCAAGAAACGUUGGAUUUCUUCAACGUCACUCUCGAGAAGGGCUUAUCGGAUGCUCAAGUCCAGGCUCAAGCUGCCAAGUUUGGUCCCAAUGAACUGGACAAAACGGAAGGCAAGUCCCUGUUGGCUCUUAUAUUGGAGCAGUUCGACGAUUUGAUGGUGAAGAUCCUGCUAGUGGCAGCAUUCAUAUCGUUUCUCCUGGCAUAUUUCGAUGAUGAAAACAACGACGAGGGAAUGUUGGCGUAUGUAGAGCCCCUGGUGAUUCUACUCAUUCUGAUUGCCAAUGCAAUAGUAGGCGUCUGGCAAGAGACCAACGCUGAAGCCGCCCUAGAGGCUCUCAAGUCGCUACAGCCGUCUUACGCACACGUACUGCGAAAUAACGGCACUUGGGUGACGCAAGAUUCGACAUCACUCGUCCCUGGAGAUAUAGUUGAAGUUAGAGUAGGUGACAAGGUGCCUGCUGACAUCAGACUGUGUCGUCUGCGCACUACUACGUUGCGGGUCGAACAGAGUCAACUGACGGGCGAGAGCGUGACUGUUAGUAAGGACGUCGAUGCUGUUGAUGAUGACGAUGAGGGAACUUGCGAGAUCCAAGGAAAAGUCAAUAUGCUGUUCUCCUCGACUGCGGUGGCUAACGGCUGUGGUAUUGGCGUUGUUGUUGGUACUGGUAUGAAUACUGAGAUCGGCGACAUCCAGAAGGCGGUCACUGACGCAGCUGAGGAGGACCAGCAGACUCCUCUGCAAAUGAGGCUGGAAGAGUUUUCUGAGCUUCUUGCGAAAAUUAUUUUCAUUAUUUGUUUUAUCGUGUGGGUGAUCAACUACAAGCACUUCUUCGACCCUGUUUACGGGUCCUGGUUCAGGGGGUGUAUCUACUACUUCAAGGUCGCCGUCGCUCUCGCUGUUGCUGCUAUCCCUGAAGGCUUACCCGCUGUCAUCACUACAUGUUUGGCGUUGGGCACAAGGAGAAUGGCUAAGAGGAACUGCAUUGUCAGGCGCCUACCAUCAGUUCAGACCCUCGGGUGCACUACUGUGAUUUGCUCUGAUAAAACUGGCACGUUGACGACCAACGAGAUGUGUGCAGUAAAAUUUGCGACGCCCUCAGCCUCUUCUGCUGGUGUGCUGAACGUCUAUAACGUUGAUGGUGUGAGCUACACUCCUCUAGGGCAGAUCAGACCGUCCUUGGCGCCGCCUGAAUCCAACAACACGGGCUUGGCAGAAUUUGCUAAGUGCGCCGCUCUUUGCAAUCAGAGUCGAUUACGAUAUAGUGACGAUCUGGGUGAUGGUGAUGUUGAUGAUACUAUCGAGAGUGAAAGUGAAGAAGGGGGAAAUAAGAAGCCGAAGAUACGGCGCACGGGAGAGCCUACUGAGGCUGCUAUUCGUGUUUUGGCGGAGAAAAUAGGAUGCCCUGACAAGGAAUUGAACCGGCGUUGUCUGCAGGUAGGUGGUAAGCAGGUUAGGUCGAUGUUCAUGGCUGUCUGCUUUCAGUCGGAGGAGCGCUCGGCGAAGGACCUGCAGGCAUUUUCUCACUACUGGUCAUCACGGUGCAAGCUGGUGGCGACGUUGGAGUUCUCGAGGGAUCGUAAAUCUAUGUCGGUGUUGGUGAAGGAGAAUGAGCGCGAUGAGAAUACUCUGUAUGUGAAGGGCGCCCCUGAAGUGAUAUUGGAGCGAUGCACUUCUAUUAUGACGCCCGACGGAAGUGUUAAACCGCUGAAUAAGGAGACGAAGAAGGUCAUCUUAGAUGACUAUGUGGAGAAAAUGGCAGGUGAAGAGGCUCUUCGAACGCUCGGCUUGGCUGUAAGGAAGGAGCUGGAUCCGCGGUUGGCACAUUUCAAGGGAAUUGAUGUUGAUCCUGAAAAUGGCAGUCUUUUGAAAGACCCUGCUAACUUCGUGAAGGUUGAGCAAGAGAUGACCUUCUUGGGGCUGGUGGGGUUGAUGGACCCUCCACGACCUGAAUGCCGACCGGCGAUAGAUAGUUGUCGAGAUGCUGGUAUAAGUGUUAUCAUGAUUACUGGUGACAACAAGCUUACUGCCGAAGCCAUUGCGAAGGACCUUGGCAUUAUAUCGGCUGGGAAAAACGCGGUGAGUUUGACGGGAAGGGAGUUCGAUCAGCUGAGUGACAAUGAGAAAACGGCGGUGUUGAGGAAGUGCAUGGACGAACAAGGCGGAGUUUUCUCACGAACUGAGCCAAGGCAUAAACAGGUUAUUGUUAGAAUUUUGAAGAGUCUUGGUGAAGUUACUGCUAUGACUGGUGACGGAGUUAAUGAUGCCCCUGCGUUGAAAGCGGCUGAUAUUGGGAUUGCCAUGGGCAUCUCAGGAACGGAGGUAGCCAAAGAGGCAUCGGAUAUGGUUUUGACUGAUGACAAUUUCUCAACGAUCGUAGCAGCAGUCGAGGAGGGUCGUAGUAUAUACAGCAAUAUGAAGGCGUUCAUUCGGUAUCUAAUUUCGAGCAACAUUGGUGAAGUUGCCUCCAUCUUCUUUACAGCAGCACUGGGAAUUCCGGAAAGUCUAACACCUGUUCAACUUUUGUGGGUUAACUUGGUAACGGACGGCCCACCGGCGACCGCGUUAGGGUUCAACCCGCCGGAUCUGGAUGUUAUGAAGAGGCCACCGAGGAGGAUUCCACUGGAUUUGCACGAUUGGGCUUUGGUGUUGUAUUUCUCUUUCCCGGUUAUUCUCAUUGACGAGGUUAUGAAGACUUUUGGGAGAAUUGUGGUUGAUAAGGAGAUUGAAAAAAUGCAUGAGCAUCAGAGUGAGCUGAUGCAUCAUGCAGUAGAGAGCAGCGAUGAUAAGAUGGAGUAG
Messenger RNA from Perkinsus marinus ATCC 50983, 2877 nucleotides. Its product is annotated as calcium-transporting ATPase 1, endoplasmic reticulum-type, putative. Gene Ontology annotation, molecular function: P-type calcium transporter activity; ATP hydrolysis activity; ATP binding. The coding region runs from base 1 to 2877 and encodes 958 amino acids. The record is from RefSeq and is a predicted model, not a curated record. The transcript has 8 exons. Gene Ontology annotation, biological process: calcium ion transmembrane transport; intracellular calcium ion homeostasis. NCBI's taxonomy places the organism in Eukaryota, Perkinsozoa, Perkinsida, Perkinsidae. Gene Ontology annotation, cellular component: membrane.